This is a messenger RNA of Drosophila novamexicana, 6407 nucleotides long. It is a transcript of the gene Trpm, whose product is annotated as transient receptor potential cation channel trpm. The transcript has 32 exons. Gene Ontology annotation, molecular function: monoatomic cation channel activity. Gene Ontology annotation, cellular component: membrane. Lineage: Eukaryota; Metazoa; Arthropoda; Insecta; Diptera; Drosophilidae. Gene Ontology annotation, biological process: monoatomic cation transmembrane transport; protein tetramerization. The record is from RefSeq and is a predicted model, not a curated record. Bases 114 to 6278 code for a protein of 2054 amino acids.
AAGACAAAAACAAAAAGAACAACAGCAAAAAUGCAACGGCACAUAAUUAGCGCGCAUUAGUGAAAAGCGAAUGCGAAGAAAAAAUAAUAAGAAUCAGCUGAAAAAGCGCAAAAAUGGUUAUCGAUUCGCCGCACGCGACGCACAAAUAUUUGCGACGCAUUUCGCGAGAUUUCUCCACAGUGCGACGCUUUAGCAAUACGCCAGCCGUUACCCUAACUGUACCCAGCCCCGCCUCCGCCGCCGCCGCCGCCGCCAUCCCACUCGAUGGGCCCGAGGAUAUGCCCAGCACGCCGCGUGGCAUUCGCAAGCGGCAGCGCUUGCGGAAGCGCUCCUCCGUCUCAUCGACAUUAUCGAAAGUUUUGAUACUCAAUGUGCGGGAUUUGCUCAAAGCGCAGGCAAAUAGCGAGUCUACAGUCGAGCAUCAGCCGCGCAGUUGGAUCGAGACAAAUUUUCAGAAACGCGAGUGCAUCAAAUUCAUACCAUGCCCAAAGGACGAUACAAAAUGCUGCUGCGGCCAGGCACAGAUUACGCAUCAGACGAUAGCCGGCAUCGAGAGCGGCUCGCCGGGCGAUCUGUGGCUGCCCACGAAGCACACACGGCCCCAGCCCACCGAUGCGUAUGGCACCAUUGAAUUUCAAGGCGGGGCGCAUCCCACCAAGGCGCAGUAUGUGCGCUUGUCAUUCGAUACGCGACCGGAGCUGUUGGUGCAGCUAUUCACCAAGGAAUGGAAUCUGGAAUUGCCAAAACUUUUGAUCACCGUGCAGGGCGGCAAAGCCAACUUUGAUUUGCAGGCAAAACUAAAAAAGGAGAUACGCAAAGGACUGCUGAAGGCGGCCAAAACAACGGGCGCCUGGAUAUUCACCGGCGGCACCAACACGGGCGUCACGAAGCAAGUGGGCGACGCCCUGCUCCUGGAGGGACAACAGCGCACCGGACGCGUGGUCAGCAUCGGCAUCGCACCGUGGGGCAUUGUGGAGCGCAAUCAUGAGCUGUUGGGCCACAAUCGUGAGGUGCCCUGCCACAGUAUUAGCUCGCCGAGAUCGAAAUUGGCCGUUCUGAACAAUCGGCAUGCGUAUUUCCUGCUCGUCGACAAUGGCACUCAGGCCAAAUACGGCGCUGAAUUGAUAUUGCGCCGCAAACUGGAGAAAUUUAUUUCGAAUUUAAAGCUGCAUCCAUUCACACAUUCCAGUACGCCCGUCGUCUGCCUGGUGAUUGAGGGCGGCACAAACACAAUACGUGCUGUCCUGGAAUAUGUGACAGACUCGCCGCCCGUUCCGGUUGUUGUUUGCGAUGGUUCCGGGCGUGCCGCCGAUCUGCUGGCCUUUGUGCACAAGUAUGCAUCCGAUGGCGAGGAGCAACCUGUGCUGGAGUCCAUGCGUGAGUAUCUCAUUGGCACCAUACAAAAAACCUUUGAGGUAGGCGUGGAUCAGGCCGAGAAACUUUAUCAGGAGCUGCUCCAGUGCACGCGCAACAAGAAUUUGAUUACUGUGUUUCGCAUACAGGAAAAGCCCGAAGGCGAGGCACAGGAGCUGGAUCAGACCAUACUCACGGCACUCUUCAAAUCACAGCACCUCAGUCCGCCGGAGCAGCUUAGCCUGGCAUUGACAUGGAAUCGUGUGGACAUCGCGCGCAGCGAGAUAUUUGUCUAUGGCCAAGAGUGGCCCAAUGGCGCUUUGGACGAGGCCAUGAUGCAGGCACUCGAACAUGAUAGAAUCGAUUUUGUCAAAUUACUUUUGGAGAACGGCGUCUCAAUGAAGAAAUUUUUAACAAUACCCCGCCUCGAGGAGCUCUACAACACAAAACACGGUCCAGCCAAUACCUUGGGCUACAUAUUGCGCGAUGUCCGCCCGCAUAUACCCAAGGGCUACAUCUACACGCUCCACGACAUUGGUCUUGUCAUCAAUAAACUAAUGGGCGGCGCCUAUCGAUCCUAUUAUACGCGUCGCAAGUUCCGGCCCAUCUAUGCGAAGGUGAUGAACAGCUAUGCAAAUGCCUGCCGCAAGUCCUCCUCGUAUCAAUAUCAGCGCUAUGCGGGCGCCAAUUCGCUGAGCCUGGUCACCGGGCUGCUGCCAUUUACCACCGAAAUGGCCCUGUUCGAGUUCCCGUUCAAUGAGCUGCUGAUCUGGGCCGUGUUAACCAAGCGACAGCAAAUGGCGCUGCUCAUGUGGACGCACGGCGAGGAGGCGCUGGCCAAAUCCUUGGUCGCCUGCAAGCUGUACAAGGCAAUGGCACACGAGGCGGCUGAGGAUGAUUUGGAUACCGAAAUCUACGAGGAGCUGCGCUCCUAUGCCAAAGAGUUUGAGAGCAAAGGCAACAAGCUGUUGGACUUUAGCUAUCGCCAGGACGCGGAGAAGGCGCAACGCUUGCUCACCUGCGAGCUGCACUCGUGGUCCAAUCAGAGCUGCCUCUCGCUGGCCGUCGCCGCCAAUCAUCGCGCCCUGCUCGCCCAUCCCUGCAGCCAGGUCAUACUGGCGGAUCUCUGGAUGGGCGGAUUGCGUACGCGCAAGAAUACCAAUUUUAAGGUGAUUUUAGGCUUGGUAAUGCCAUUCUAUAUAAGGCAAUUGGACUUCAAAUCGAAAGAGGAGCUACAACAAAUGCCGCAGACCGAGGAGGAGCAUUUGGAGAAUCAAAAUCUGGACAACGAUGAUUCCGAUCGAUCACAGCCCGAUGCCGAGUGCAAACUAAUACCAGUUGAGAAGCAAUCGCCAUCAUUUCACAGUCCUGCUAACUCGACAGAUGCUCUAUUGGCGGAUACUUAUUCGGUGCGCGAAACAAAAGUACACGAAAAUGGCAAAGUCUCGCUGACAGACUCGGAUCCAUCGCAGUUUCGGGAAUUCUUUCACCUGUCCGAAUUCACCAACGAGAUUAAACAGCAUCAGCCGCUGCGCCUGAAGAAGAAGUUCUACGAAUUUUAUACGGCGCCCAUCACCAAAUUCUGGGCCGAUUCGAUUGCGUACAUGUUCUUUCUGAUAAUGUUCUCGUUCACGGUGCUGGUUAAAAUGGGUCCCAUGCCCCGCUGGCAGGAAUGGUAUUCGAUAGCCUACAUAACGACAUUGGGUUUCGAGAAGGUGCGCGAAAUCAUAUCCUCUGAGCCGGUGGCCAUUACUCACAAAUUCUCCGUGUGGGCGUGGAACAUGUGGAAUCCUUGCGACGGCGCUGCCAUAAUACUCUUUCUUAUCGGCCUGUCCUUUCGCUUUCGCCCCAAUACCAUGGACAUUGGGCGUGUCAUUUACUGCGUGGACAGCAUCUACUGGUAUCUGCGCAUAUUGAACAUUCUCGGCGUCAACAAGUACCUGGGUCCUUUGGUCACCAUGAUGGGCAAAAUGGUUAAGAAUAUGAUAUAUUUCGUGGUGCUCUUGGCUGUGGUUCUCAUGAGUUUCGGCGUCAGUCGCCAGGCCAUACUCUAUCCCAACAAUGAGCCCACCUGGCGGCUCAUCAGAGAGGUCACCUAUCAGCCGUACUUCAUGCUGUACGGCGAGGUCUUUGCCGAUGAUAUCGAUCCGCCCUGCGGCGAGGAUCCGCGUCAGCCCGCCUGCGUUACAGGGCAUUGGGUGACGCCUAUAACGAUGUCCAUGUACCUAUUGAUUGCCAACAUACUGUUAAUCAAUCUGCUCAUUGCCGUUUUCAAUAAUAUAUUCAAUGAGGUCAAUUCGGUUUCACACCAGGUAUGGAUGUUCCAGCGCUUCACUGUCGUCAUGGAGUAUCAGCAGAAGCCGGUGCUGCCGCCGCCCUUCAUCGCCUUCUGCCAUUUCUAUUCGCUGCUUAAGUAUUGCGUGCGCAAAGCGAAAGGAUUGGAGGUGCAGCGGGACAAUGGCCUCAAGCUAUUUCUCGAAAAGGACGAUCUGGAGCGGCUGUACGACUUCGAGGAGGAGUGCGUCGAGGGCUUCUUUCAUGAACAGGAAAUCAUAUUGAAUCAGUCGACCGAUGAGCGCGUCAAGAACACAACGGAGCGCGUCGAGACCAUGUCACAGAAAAUCGAGGACAUCAAUCAAAAGGAGAACAUACAAACAGCCACUGUGCAGAACAUUGAAUUCCGUUUGCGCAAAAUGGAGGAAUCAUCGGAGCAAAUACUGUCGCACCUGGGCGUCAUACAUCGCUUCAUGUCCGCACAUACCGCUGGCAACGAGGAGCUGCGCGGCUCCGUGAUGAACAUUCCGGGUGAAAUGCAUCGCAUGCGCACCAUCUCCAUGUCCGACAAUGAGGGGGGCAGCGGCAGCGGAGGAGGCGGCGGAGGAGGCGGCGGAGGAGGAGGAGGCGGAAUCGUUACAUCGUUGGGUCUGGGACCCACGCUUACUUUAAAUUCGCUGCAGGUGAACAAUCGACGUCGCUUCAAUCGUUCGCUGACCGAGGUGCGACCGGAUGCGUACAUCUUGGAUGAGGGCACACACUUUGAGGUGGUGCCGCUGCCCGAGGAGCCCGACGAGGUGGUCAAGUCGCGUGAGGCGCUCAACGAGCAGGUGGUGCGCAAGGCCUCGAUGCAAUCGGAACCCGACUCCGAUAUAUAUUUGCCAUUGUCGCAGCGCCCGUCCACCUGUGAGACGGUCAAGCGUACGCCGUAUGUGACAGUGCGCCAGGAUACGGGCGCCAGCACCGAGAGCAAGGAUACCCUAACGCCAAUGGGCACCAUGGAUGACGAUCAGACGCUUGUCGGCGGCGACAAUUCCGAUGAUGCGGCCCCGGACAUGAACUUUGAGGCUGCCAGGCAUCGGGCGCUGCGCCAGCGCACCGUCUCGCUCUGUCGCCGCAACUCGGAGACGUAUUCGCUAACCGCCGCGGACAUCAAUCGCUCGCACAUCAGCCUCAAUCAGCUGACGUCACUCUCACGCCGCCAGCUGAGCCUCACCCAGUCCGAGCCGGACAGCGACAAGGACGUGCCCCCAGUGCCACAGACGGGUAAAUCAGUUUUGCAUGCGAAACCCUCCAGAAAUAUAUUGCUGAAACUGCACAGUGAAUAUACAUCCAUAACGGACGAACUGGAGAACGUCUGCCAUUUGAUUGCCUCGCCGACCGUCUCGCUGCAGAGCAACAAAGCCUCCUUGGAUCGGCCCAAGACGGAAAUGUCGCGCGCCGAGGCCGCUGCGCUGCAGGAGAAGAAGCAUCUAAAGGAAUGCGAAGAGAACGAUUAUAGGAUACUGGAGGGUCUCUUCGAGGCACGCGGCUCCAUCGAUGCGAGCGUGCAGGCCUAUGAGAUUGGUGUCUCUGUGGACUACAGCCAUCGCUAUCCGCUGCGCCGGGAGACGGCCAUUGAGCUGUCGCCCUCUAAGCCCGCCGCCGAGGGUGGACCAAUUGGCGGAGCCACAGCCGGCGAUAGCAGCGAUACCAGCGGCGCAGGCAGCAGUCAUCAUGCGGCGAACAGCGGCUUUCAGCUGAAGCACGAGCGGCCCUGGCAGCGCAACUCGUCCAUGGAGCAGCAGGCCUACCAGUCGCCGCUGGUGCCAACGCGUGCCACCAGCGAUUUUCUGAAUGCGCCGUACGACAGCAGCGGGCGUCUGUUUAAGAAGUCCAGCGAAAGCUUGCAGAAGAACUCCAGCACGGACACGGACUACUCGGCGCAUCCGUAUCGAUUCAUCAAGCAGAGCUCAAAUGAGACGAACACCUCGCUAACUGGCUCCUACAACGUGGACACGCCCUCGUUGACGGCGGAGCCAUCCCUGGAUGCCGGCGAUUCGCAAUCGGCAACGGGCAUUAGCAUGAGCGUUGGCCCUGCUGGUGGCGCUGCGACGGCGCGUUACCAGCCAAAGCGCACCGCGUCCGUUGGCGCUGCCGAUGGCAGACGCUUGCGCGACGAUAGCUCCAGUUCCCUGGAUUUGAGCGUGGCGCCAGUAAUGACGCAGGCAGCGCCAGCAGUGCCAACGCGUACCAUGCAGCUGAAGAAACAGUUUAGCAUGGACCAGGGCAAGCCGCUAGCGCCGCAGAUGAGCACCGAACCGGGCGCAGCGGAGGCAGCGGCUGGUGCCGGAAUCUCGACAGCUGCAGUUGCCGGCGUUGCGUUGCCCGCGCAGGUUGGCGCCAAACUGAUUUCAACGCUGAAGCCGCCCUACCCCAGCAAGCUGGGCAUGAAUGUUCUCAAGGAGAGCAGUUCCAGCACAGAGGAGUCGCGAGACGGCGAACCCACGACCUCCACGACUUCCUCCUCCGCCAAGAGCAGCAAUGUGGGGCUGUCCAUUCCACAGAUAAGCACACACCUGGUGCAGGACGAGAUUGCCAAGCUGUCCUCGAACAUCAAGAGCAGCACCGAAUCGGAAAAGGAUCCGCCGUAUAACGAGACAAUGUGUUAACCACCUAUGUAAAUAUAUAGAUAUAUAUAUAUACAUGUUAUAUGUGUGUGUAUGUAUGUGUAUGUAUGUGUACUCGUUAAUGUUGCCUAGCGUAGGACAUUGAUAAAUGUAUCUGUAUCUGCAUCUGUA